This is a messenger RNA of Pestalotiopsis fici W106-1, 1902 nucleotides long. RefSeq lists its product as uncharacterized. The transcript is spliced from 9 exons. Gene Ontology annotation, biological process: secondary metabolite biosynthetic process. The record is from RefSeq and is a predicted model, not a curated record. Gene Ontology annotation, molecular function: flavin adenine dinucleotide binding; oxidoreductase activity, acting on CH-OH group of donors. The coding region runs from base 1 to 1902 and encodes 633 amino acids. NCBI's taxonomy places the organism in Eukaryota, Fungi, Ascomycota, Sordariomycetes, Amphisphaeriales, Sporocadaceae.
AUGCAUUUAUCCCUUUCAUUGAGUUUUUCCAUAUGUUAUUCGUUCCGACUUGCAGUUUGCCAGUCCUAUUCUAAACAUCCAUGGCAGAAUCGUGAGAUUGCUGCCCCAAAUGUCGCCAAAGAGUACGACUUUAUCAUUAUCGGGGGCGGUCAAUCGGGCCUUGUUGUCGGUAAUCGCCUCUCGGAAGAUCCAGAUACCACCGUGCUUGUGGUCGAAUAUGGAUAUUUUGACAAUCGCCCGGAACAGAUCGAUCCUGCAAGUUUUGGCGGAUUAGUGAACUGGCCCAUACAAGACUUGUACAACGUGACAUCGACACCACAAGCCGGUCUAUUGGGGAACACAGUCACGGUCCUGGCCGCUGCCGUAGUGGGAGGCGGCUCAACCGUCAAUGGCAUGAUGUUGACCCGCGGGUCUGCCGACGACUAUGACAACUGGGCAAAGGUGAAUGAGGAGUCUGACUGGGGCUUCCAAGGAUUGCUCCCUUACUUCAAAAAAAGUGCAACGUUUCGAGAGCCAGCUCCAGAACUGGCUCACGAGUACAAUAUUACCUGGGAUCAAGACGCUUACGGUUCUGACUCUCCCAUACAUGAGAGUAUUGCUUCAUAUUUGUACCCUGGUUUGAUACCUCAGUGGCAGGGCAUGGAAGAAGCUGGCCUGACUGCCCAAGUGGAAGGUGCCAAUGGCAAUGCAUACGGAGUGUUUUGGUAUCCGAACGCAAUUGACAAUGAAACCGUGACGCGAUCCUAUGCUGUGAGCGGAUAUUACACGCCGGUGGCGGAUCGCGCCAACCUUCACCUCUUGACUGGUCACCGGGUGAAUGAAAUAUUGUUUGACAGUCAGCUCAAUGCAGAUGGAAUCAAUUUUCAGCCUCGCGGAGUGCCGGAAGGAGAAGACGUGGUCUCGGUCAAGGCCAGAAAAGAAAUCAUUCUGGCAGCUGGCGCCCUUCACAGCCCUCAGAUUCUCCAAAGAAGUGGUGUCGGUCCCUCUUCGAUGCUUGCAGAAGCAGGCAUUGAGGUUCUAGUCGACCUACCCGGUGUGGGCAGCAAUCUUCAAGAUCAUCCAGUCUCAUAUGUUGCAUUUGAUUACGCAAGGGAUCUAGACCCUAGUCCCCAAUACAUGUGGGAUAAUUCGACGUUCAUUGAAUGGGCUGAGGAAGUAUGGGCAGAGAAUAGAACCGGGCCUUUUGCGGUAACUACGGGCAAUACGAUAUCACUCAUACCUCUGUCACAGCUCAUCCCCGACUCGUGGACUUCAGUCGUGGAGACACUACAGGAUCAAAACUCUACCGAGUUCCUCCCGGUCACAUACACGACGGACCAACUUGCCGGUUUCGAAGCACAACGUCGCCUAUUUAUUGACUCUAUUCAGCGCAACGAUAAUGCCGUUAUAGAGGUACCGUUCAACGGGUCAUCGUCUUUUGCGACCGUAUUGACAAAGGGCAUGAGCCGAGGCACUGUCCAUCUCGACACCACGGAUAGAUACGCAGAGCCCGUCAUUGACUAUGCGACUUACCAAAAUCCCGUCGACGCUCGCCUCAUGGUCGGCAGUAUUGAAUUCGCGCGCCGAUUCCAUGAAACGGCCGCCAUGGUCGACACGUUUGGCCCGAUCGUCGGGACCUACCCGCCGGCCAACAUGACCGACUACGACCAGCUGGAGCAGAUUGCGCGCCUCACCACCUCGGGCACGAUUGGGCACAUUUCCGGCACCUGCGCCAUGACGCCGCGGCGUCUCGGCGGCGUCGUGGGCACGGAUCUGUUGGUCCAUGGCGUCACGGGGCUCAGCAUUGCGGAUGCGUCCAUCCAGCCCAUGAUCCCUAGCGCGCAUAUCUGCACGACUGUUUAUGCAGUCGCUGAAAAGGCGGCGGAUCUCAUCAAGUCUCGGCAUGGCCUCUUUCGGCAUUGA